This is a messenger RNA of Erigeron canadensis, 2571 nucleotides long. Its product is annotated as 5-methyltetrahydropteroyltriglutamate--homocysteine methyltransferase. The coding region runs from base 112 to 2409 and encodes 765 amino acids. Gene Ontology annotation, molecular function: zinc ion binding; 5-methyltetrahydropteroyltriglutamate-homocysteine S-methyltransferase activity. The record is from RefSeq and is a predicted model, not a curated record. The transcript is spliced from 11 exons. Lineage: Eukaryota; Viridiplantae; Streptophyta; Magnoliopsida; Asterales; Asteraceae.
ACUCUGAUUUGUGUCAACAAACUCAUUCUUCUUUCUCUCCCCUUGCUCACCAAUCCCUACAGUCUCCGGCGAGACUCUGUUUGAUUUUCCUUCACUCCAUUUUACAGGACAAUGGCAUCUCACAUUGUUGGUUAUCCCCGUAUGGGACCCAAGAGAGAGUUGAAAUUUGCUCUUGAAUCUUUCUGGGAUGGUAAAAGCACUGCUGAGGAUUUGCAGAAGGUGUCUGCUGAUCUUAGGUCAUCCAUCUGGAAACAGAUGUCUGAUGCUGGCAUCAAGUACAUCCCAAGCAACACCUUUUCGUACUAUGACCAGGUUCUUGACACCACUGCCAUGCUUGGUGCCGUCCCUUCAAGGUACAACUGGAACGGUGGUGAGAUUGGUUUCGACACUUACUUCUCAAUGGCCAGAGGAAAUGCCUCUGUCCCUGCUAUGGAAAUGACUAAGUGGUUCGACACCAACUACCAUUUCAUCGUCCCAGAGUUGGGCCCUGAAGUGAAAUUCUCGUACGCUUCUCACAAGGCCGUGACUGAAUACAAGGAGGCGAAGGCUCUUGGAGUUGACACUGUUCCAGUUUUUGUUGGACCCGUCAGCUACUUAUUGCUAUCAAAACCUGCUAAAGGUGUUGAGAAGACCUUCGAUCUUCUAUCCCUUCUUGAUAAAAUCCUUCCGAUCUACAAGGAAGUCAUUGCUGAGUUGAAGGCAGCUGGUGCUACAUGCAUCCAAUUUGAUGAGGCUACCCUUGUGAAGGAUCUUGAGGCCUACCAAUUGGAAGCUUUCACCAAGGCCUACUCUGAAUUACAAUCAGCUUGCUCUGGUCUUGAUGUUAUUGUUGCAACCUACUUUGCCGACGUUCCAGCUGAAGCAUUCAAAACCCUCACUUCCUUGCCUGGAGUUACUGGUUUCACUUUUGAUUUGGUCCGUGGUGAAAAGACUCUUGACUUGAUCAAAAGCAGCUUCCCAUCAGGCAAAUACCUCUUCGCUGGAGUUGUUGAUGGAAGGAACAUUUGGGCUAACGAUCUUGCUGGAUCUCUCACCCUUCUAGAGUCUCUUGAGGCUGUUGUGGGAAAAGAUAAGCUUGUUGUUUCCACUUCUUGCUCACUCCUCCACACUGCUGUUGAUCUUGUUAAUGAGACCAAGUUGGAUGAUGAAAUCAAAUCAUGGCUCGCAUUUGCUGCCCAAAAGGUCGUUGAAGUCAAUGCAUUGGCCAAGGCUCUUGCUGGCCACAAAGAUGAGGCAUACUUCUCAGCUAAUGCUGCUGCUCAGGCUUCAAGGAAGUCCUCUCCAAGAGUGACAAAUGAAGCCGUUCAGAAGGCUGCUGCUGCUUUGAGGGGUUCUGACCACCGUCGUGCCACCAAUGUUAGCGCCAGACUUGAUGCCCAACAGAAGAAACUCAACCUUCCAAUCCUCCCCACCACCACUAUUGGUUCUUUCCCACAAACCAUCGAGCUCAGGAGAGUUCGCCGUGAGUACAAGGCUAAGAAGAUAUCUGAGGAAGAGUAUGUUAAGGCCAUUAAAGAGGAGAUCUUUAAAGUUGUCCAGCUCCAGGAAGAACUUGACAUUGAUGUGCUCGUCCACGGAGAGCCAGAGAGAAACGAUAUGGUUGAGUACUUUGGUGAACAAUUAUCUGGUUUUGCCUUCACCGCCAAUGGAUGGGUGCAAUCAUAUGGAUCUCGUUGUGUCAAGCCACCAAUCAUCUAUGGUGAUGUCAGCCGACCCAAGGCCAUGACCGUCUUCUGGUCCUCCAUGGCUCAGGAAAUGACUAAGCGCCCAAUGAAGGGUAUGCUUACCGGCCCAGUCACCAUUCUCAACUGGUCCUUUGUCCGUAAUGACCAGCCCAGAUUUGAAACUUGCUACCAGAUUGCUUUGGCUAUUAAGGAUGAAGUUGAGGACCUUGAGAAGGCUGGAAUCACAGUGAUCCAAAUUGAUGAGGCUGCUUUGAGAGAAGGAUUGCCACUCAGGAAAGCCGAGCAUGCUUUCUACUUGGACUGGGCUGUCCACUCUUUCAGAAUCACUAACGUGGGCGUUGCUGACACCACCCAGAUCCACACCCAUAUGUGCUACUCAAACUUCAAUGACAUCAUUCACUCCAUCAUCAACAUGGAUGCUGAUGUGAUCACGAUUGAGAACUCACGAUCUGACGAGAAGCUUCUUUCAGUGUUCCGUGAGGGAGUCAAGUACGGUGCAGGAAUUGGUCCCGGUGUGUAUGACAUCCACUCUCCAAGAAUCCCAUCCAUGGAAGAGAUUCAUGACAGAGUUAACAAGAUGCUUGCAGUGUUGGAGACCAACAUUUUGUGGGUGAACCCCGACUGUGGGCUGAAGACCCGUAAGUAUGGUGAGGUCAAGCCAGCCCUACAGAACAUGGUUACAGCCGCCAAGAAGCUUCGUGCCGAGCUUGCCAGUGCUAAGUGAGGAUGAUUUUUUAAGAGGGAUCGAGUCUAUGGUAUACAUUAAUUGAUAUUCAAUAACUAUGAUUGAUGAUUGAUGUUAUGUUAUUUUGAGUUUUGUUGUUCCUGUUAUGUCAUUACUAUGUACUAGAAAUUCAAUGGAAUUUAAAAGUAUAAAUUCAGGGUA